Molecule: messenger RNA, 780 nt
Organism: Pteronotus mesoamericanus
Lineage: Eukaryota; Metazoa; Chordata; Mammalia; Chiroptera; Mormoopidae
Gene: KLK8
Product: kallikrein related peptidase 8
Exons: 5
Coding region: 1-780 (259 amino acids)
Biological process (GO): neuron projection morphogenesis; memory; proteolysis
Cellular component (GO): secretory granule
Molecular function (GO): serine-type endopeptidase activity
Source: RefSeq, a predicted model, not a curated record
AUGGGACACCCAUCUCGUGCUGCACUUUGUGCCUGGAUGUUCCUGCUUUUGCCGUUGGAAGCCAGUGCAGGACACUGGAGGGCACAGGAGGACAAGGUGCUUGGGGGCCAGGAGUGCGAGCCCCAUUCGCAGCCUUGGCAGACGGCCUUGUUCCAGGGCGUCCGUCUGCUCUGCGGGGGUGUCCUCAUAGACGCCAACUGGGUUCUCACAGCAGCCCACUGUAAAAAACAGAAGUACACAGUACACUUGGGAGAUCACAGACUGCAGAACGGGCCAGAGCAAGAAAGGGCGGUGGCUCAGUCCAUCCCACACCCCUGCUACAACAGCAACAGCAACAACCACAAGCAUGAUCUGAUGCUCAUUCGACUGCGUGAUCCAGCAUCCCUAGGGCCUAAAGUGAAGCCCAUCAACCUGACAGAUCACUGCCCUCAAGCUGGCCAGAAGUGCAUCGUCUCAGGCUGGGGCACUAUUUCCAGCCCCCAAGAGAACUUUCCGGAUGCACUCCACUGUGCACAAGUAGAGAUCUUUCCGCACAAGCGGUGUGAAGACGCCUACCCUGAGGAUGUCACCGAGGGUAUGAUCUGUGCUGGUGACAGCAAAGGGGCUGACUCAUGCCAGGGUGAUUCCGGGGGUCCGCUGGUGUGUGGCGGCGUUCUCCAAGGUAUCACAUCUUGGGGCUCAGACCCCUGCGGGCAACCCCAGAGACCUGGCAUCUACACCAACAUCUGCCUCUAUCUGGACUGGAUCAAGAAGACCAUAGGCCGCAGGAGCUGCGCCUAG